CUUGGACUAUCCCUGGGUGCUCGAGGCUAGCAGCCAGAAAUGCAGCGAGUCCGCUGCUGGCCUGGAGCGACUCGAGAAGGCGAGGGAGGAGCAAGAGGAGGCAGGUGGGGCUAGGGCUGAAAGACGGCUCAGUCUGGAGAAGCUUACGCCCGGACGGGGUGGGGACAGCCCAAGGGGCGCCAGACCCGAUCGUGGAGGAAAGUCCGAGUUUUCGAAAUGGGCUGGGAUGAAGGAGUGAGCCCGCCUAGUGCCACCGUGUCUCUUAAGCGGGAGCGGGGUAUAUGAGUGGGGUUUGGGACCCAGGUCCGUGUUUGUGACUACAGACCUUUUGGUAUUGUUACUGUAGUCCCCCAACAGUAAGUAGCCUAGUGGGAGAGAUGGGCUCUCUCACUCUGAAAUGAGUAGGCAGUCUUGAGUACAAAUGGAGGAAUCUGUGUAUAUUCGAGGUCUGCAUCUGAAAAUGUGACUGUAUAGUCCUGGGCUCCCUCCAUUUCUCCCCGGGGUCCCAGACUUGGCACCCUUGGUUUUUCCUGCUCAAGCAGGGGCCCGGUCGCCCCGCGGGCCAGGGGAGAACGGCGCGACGUCAGUCCACCCGGGGUGCGUUCGCAUCAUCACCCUGCUCUGGCUCCUCUUCUCUCCAGACCAGACCAGCUCCUCCCAGGCCUCCAUCCGAGACGCUGGAUCUGCACCCUCUCGGCCCCGCGGAAUUUGGACUUCCACACCCCCACCCACCGCAUGUGGCUCUUGGAGAAAGCUGGCUGCAGGUUCUUCAUCCCGCCUCGGCUCCCGGACCCAGGCGCGGCCGAGGCCCUGGCCGGGCGCUGCCUCCCCUCGGUCUGUUCGCUGCCUCACCUGGCGGGCCGCGAAGGCUGGGCCUUCCUGCCCGAGAGCCCGCACACACGCCGGCGGGAGUCACUGUUCCACCCCCCGCCGCCCGCCCCCGCUGGAGGGCUUCCGCCGGCGCAGGCCCGGCUGCACGCCUCCGCGCCGGACCUGCGCCUGUGCAGGGCCCCCGACAGCGACACGGCGUCGUCGCCGGAUUCUUCACCCUUCGGCUCGCCGCGGCCGGGCCCCGGCCGGCGCCGGCCGCUCCGGCCGCACUCGCUGUCCCCGGAGGAGGCGAGCUCCGCCGACACCAGCCCGUACGCGCCGCGCCGCUCGGGGCCGCCCACGCCGCCGCUCUUCCACCUCGACUUCUUGUGCCGCCAGCUGCGGCCAACCAAGGAGAGCGUGCUGCGUCUGGGGCCCCGCGGCGGGCAGCUGCGGCUCUCUGCGGAGUACCAGGCCGGGCCCCGCAGGCUGCGGCUGCGGCUGGUGAGCGCCGAGGGCCUGCCCAGGCCGCGGGUCGGCGCGGGCAGCGGCGGCGGCGGCUGCUGCGUGGUGCUGAGGCUGCGGCCGCGCGUCCAGCAACGGGGCCAGCGGAGCCGCGCGGUCAAAUGCAGCGCCAACCCCAUCUUCAACGAGGACUUCUUUUUCGACGGCCUGGGCCCUCCGGACCUUGCGGCGCGCAGUCUGAGAGCCAAAGUGCUGGACCGGGGAGCGGGACUCCGCAGGGACGAGCUGCUGGGGGAGUGCGAGGCGCCCCUUACUGCCCUGCUGCCUCCCCUGGGUGGGGGGCCAGGGCCGGGGGCCUCCGCAGCGCCUGCGCAUCUCAGCCUGUAGACGGAGACAGUCUUCCUUAAGAGAUCACUGGCUCUACAGUCUUCAUCCUUUCCGCCUGCCCAGCUUGUAUUUAUUUUUGCUAAUAAAAU
Manis pentadactyla (Chinese pangolin) is the source of this 1751-nucleotide messenger RNA. It is a transcript of the gene C2CD4D, whose product is annotated as C2 calcium dependent domain containing 4D. Lineage: Eukaryota; Metazoa; Chordata; Mammalia; Pholidota; Manidae. Bases 736 to 1662 code for a protein of 308 amino acids. The record is from RefSeq and is a predicted model, not a curated record. The transcript is spliced from 2 exons.